AUCUGUCUUUGGAAAAUAUCAAAAAAAUUUAUAUGAUGUGUUGAAAUAUACUCAUACUGUAUUGCUGGACAAUGUCCCCUCAUCAUAUGGCAUUUUAAAUGAAAUUUUAUAUACCCUCCAAAAUUAUGUGAACGGAAAUGGGGGGCUAUUCAUCUGCUGGAGGAAAAAGCUCUUCCACUUGUCCUACUACGAUUACAUGUUUUUAUCAUCCGAUGUUUUGUUUAAAAGGAAAGUUAUAAAAAUUGUGAAAUUAAUUUUUAAAGGAAAAUACAGUUUGUACAUUUUACACUGCGAAUUUGAUUUAUACAGCGCUCAAAAUAAGCUGAGCAAUUUGGAUGAUCUAGUUGUACUGAUGAAGAAAACGUUGUGGAAAAUUUAUCUCUUUCAGAUAUUUUACAUAAAUAGGAGACGAUUCAAACGUAGGGAAGGAUCUAUGUGCAAUGUGGAUGAAUUGCCUACACAUGAGUAUGUUGACAAAAUUGAGGCAAUAGCAAACAUGAGUAGGGCGGAGAAGGAACUACACACGAAGGAAGAAGUGGUAGGUCCCUUUUCCAACAUAGGGGAUGAUGAAAAAGGGGAUAGUACCCACAGCCAUAAUGGCGAUGCACCGGAUACGUUGAAGGAAGACCAAACAGAUAAACCCGUAACAACCAUGAACUUCAGAAACAGCUCCAUGUUAGUUAUCGGAAGCUUCAACAUAGACGUCAAUGAAGAGGGGGGACUAUACGACAAACUUGUAAAUCUAAACGGUCAAGGAAAAAUGAAAGAUUUAUUUUUUUACAAAAAUAUUAAUUAUAAAUUACAAAAAACGUACGACAUUGUGGAUCGGAAAAACACCCUGGUUAAUGGAUUGAACUACUCAUUUGGAUUGACGGAUAAUAUUUUCCUCGUAGAGUCCUUUUUCAUCAACACGGAAGACAUCACGGAACUCACCUAUUUAUUUAGCCCCUCAGAUGUGAUCUCUGAAAAAAUGAGCAAGUUAAAUAAAUCUCUAAGUAGGUACAAUUUGGAAAACUUUUCUCAACUGAUUAACAAAAAUGGAGUGCUCAUAAAAUUUCAAGAUGUCUUUAACUACGGAGUUGAUAUAUUAACGCAGAAAAAGGGAAAUGAAUUUAGUGACCACUGGGCUUUAUCUGCACGGAUCCAUUUAAAAAAUCCCAGUAAAAGUGUCAACCUCUUUAUAGAAAAACAGCUCCAUAACUUCUUGCUCAACGUUGAGAGGUACUUCAUUUUGGGGAAAAGGUCUUACCACGAACUGUGCGCUGUGGUGAGCUCUGCCCUCUCGGGGGAGCAAAACCCCAAUCGGGACGAUAAAAAUACAGGGGGUAAUUUUAAAAAAAAGAACCAUCGGGAAGAAGCCAAGAUGGACAAGUAUAACUAUUCACAAAGGUGCAUAAUAUCAAGUGCAAACAUUAAUUGCAUUCACAAGGUGGAAAGACGGCUGUACAACAUCCUGUCCAGGUGUUUCGAAUCUGAUUG
This is a messenger RNA of Plasmodium cynomolgi strain B, 1479 nucleotides long. RefSeq lists its product as hypothetical. The record is from RefSeq and is a predicted model, not a curated record. The annotation marks the transcript as partial. The transcript has a single exon. NCBI's taxonomy places the organism in Eukaryota, Apicomplexa, Aconoidasida, Haemosporida, Plasmodiidae.